AUAGAUAAUUAGUUUGUUGAAAUUGAAAAUUCUCAAUUUAUUUAAAAUGAAUGUUUUUCAUUAAAUGGAGGAGCUUUAUUCAUUAGUAAUAGCAUGUUUCAAGCAGAAAUUAUGAUAAAAAAUAGUAUAUUUCACAAAAAUACUGCCAUAUAUUCAACUGGUGGAGCUAUUCAUUUGGAAAACUCAAAUUUAAAAAUGUUUAAUACUUCUAUUUUUUCUAAUGAAGCUGCUAUUGGAGGAGGAAUUUUUUAUUAAUAGAUUAUUCCAGAUAUUGUGUUGGAGUUCUAAAAAGGAAUAAUUUAAAAUAAUAAAAUUGUAAAUAAUAAUGCUAAAAUUUUUGGCAAGAAUUUUGGAUCAAUAUUAAGAACUAUAAAGGUAAAGUAAGAGGACAUAAAAGUAAACAAUUAAAGCUUAAGUAUAAAAAAUAAUAGCUUAGAAGAAGUAAUAUAAUUGAAAAGUGGUAAUUAAAUAUCAUUUGAGAGAAUUUAAAUCCUUGAUGAAGAAAAUAACCCAGUCUAUAUCCCAAAUUCAAAAGACUCUAAUUUAAAUAAAUAUUGUAGUAGUGUUUAAGCAAUAAUUGAAUAAAUAGAUAUUUCAGUUGAAUGGGAUUAAAGUAAUGAUUAAAUUAAAUGUAUUGGUCAACUUUAAACAAAUUAAUUUAUAAAUGGUUAUUUUUAAUUGAGUUUUUAAGUAAUGAACAAACCGUUAGGCAGCGCAGUUUUAAAACUAGUUUCAAAUACAAUUUCAGAACUUUAAGAUUCUAAGUAAUAGGUUUAUUUUAAAUAAGGAAAGCUUCAACUAGAAAUCAAAGUAUAAUUUUUAGAAUGCUCAGUAGGAGAAAUUUUAACAAAUUAAGAGAAAUCACUUAUAUGUGAAUAAUGUCCUGAUGGCAAAUAUUCAUUAAACCUUAAUGAUACAGCUUGCCGAUAAUGCCCAGAUUCGGCUAUUAAAUGUAUUGGUUCUAAUAUAUACUUAAGAAAUGGGUAUUGGAGAGAAAAUUAAAACACAGAUUAUAUUGUUUACUGUGAUUUUAAUCCAAAUUUAUGUUAAUCUGAAUUAAAUCUAUCAAAAUAGAAUUGCAUUUAAGGUUACAAAGGUCCUAUUUGCAAGUCUUGUGACACUUAUGGUGAUGUUUGGGAAUAUAGGUAUUUUUACCUAUUUGAUGGAGGAAAUUGCUAUAGGUGUAGCUAAUAGAUUUCAAAUAUACAAAACUUGCAGGAUAUUUUAUUAAUAAGGCAGAUUUAAUUUUCUUAGGCACAACAUUAAUUCAUUAAGACAAAUCAUAAAUAGUUUCCAAGAUUUUAACAGAUCAUCUCUAAUUGUUAUCUUUACUUAAUAUAUUUUAAAUGA
This is a messenger RNA of Tetrahymena thermophila SB210, 1350 nucleotides long. RefSeq names its product transmembrane protein. Lineage: Eukaryota; Ciliophora; Oligohymenophorea; Hymenostomatida; Tetrahymenidae. The record is from RefSeq and is a predicted model, not a curated record. The transcript has 4 exons.